UAAAAGAAAAAAUACCACCACAAAAAAGACAGAAUACUACUCAAAUAGCUGAACAAGAAGUCAUUGCUGAAAUUUCUAAUAUUACACAACCUCCUGUUAUCACUAUGAAAGUUGACCAAAUAUCUAACACUACAUUCCUGCCCUUGAUAAAAGAAAACUAA
Funneliformis caledonium is the source of this 161-nucleotide messenger RNA. The record is from the annotation of a GenBank genome assembly. Lineage: Eukaryota; Fungi; Glomeromycota; Glomeromycetes; Glomerales; Glomeraceae.